Arctia plantaginis is the source of this 2040-nucleotide messenger RNA. NCBI's taxonomy places the organism in Eukaryota, Metazoa, Arthropoda, Insecta, Lepidoptera, Erebidae. The record is from the annotation of a GenBank genome assembly.
AUGGCUGGUGACGAAGAUGAUAGUACAUGGUUAAUCGAAUUGGAAUCUGCUUUACUGGAUGGUUGCUCAGCACAAGAAAUCAAUGUCCUAACAAAAGGCAAAAAGAUUCCAGAAAGUUUGCGCCCAGAUGUUUGGCUUCUUUGCUUAAGUUGCCAAGAAGCUGCUAAUCAACUGUUGUCAUUCGAUGAAAUAUUUGAUCUCACAAAUCAGAAUGAACUCCGAGAUGAUGUUAAAAAGUUUGUCAAACGGCUUGGAAAUGAUGAUGAUGAUAAACUAUCAGUUAUUUCUGAUAUUGAGUCUAUAAUAACCUUCUACUGUAAGUCUAAAUCUAUUAACUAUAGUGCUAAUAAUGGCUGGAUUGAAAUCUUGUUACCACUACUGAGUCUAAAAUUGCCAAGGUCAGACACAUACAAUUUAUUUGAGAAAAUCUUAAAGCUUUACAUUCCAAGAGGCUGUGUAAAGAAUGGUGUGCCAUUUCACAUAUUACGAUUAAUUCUCCAGUACCAUGACCCUGAGCUUUGCUCAUUUCUGGAUACAAAACGAAUUACUCCUGAACAAUAUUGUAUGUCAUGGCUAAGGUCUCUCUUUGCUGGCACAUGUAAUUUGGAGGUAGUGCUUUUUAUGUGGGAUUUAUAUUUCCAAAGGUCAGAUCCUUUUUUUAUAUUUUUCCUAUGCCUGAUUAUGAUUAUUAAUGCUAGAGAACAAUUGUUGCAAAUGAAAAGUGAAGACAAGGAAUCUAUUAUGCAAACUUUGAUAGAUAUGCCAUCCGAUUUAGAAGCAAAUGAUGUGUCAGACUUUUGUUCGCUUGCACAUUAUUAUUCACUGAAAACUCCUCAAUCAUUCCGAGAAGAUGUCUUAGAAGUAUUAUUUUCUGAAAGCUUGUUAGAAAUCAAUUCCAAACUUUAUUCCCAAGCACUGUGUCUUCCUGUUGCUGUCCACGAAUUGAUUGAAAGUGCUACAUUGGAUUCUACAAAUGGUGACAGUGUCAAAUUCUUUUUGGUUGAUUGUAGACCAGCAGAACAAUAUAAUGCAGGGCAUUUAUCUACAGCAUUCCAUCUGGAUUGCAACUUGAUGUUACAAGAACCUUCAGCAUUCAACACAGCUGUUCAAGGAUUACUGAAUGCCCAAAGGCAGGCAUUAGCUGCAGGAUCUCUGGCAGCGGGCGAACAUCUUUGUUUUGUUGGUUCUGGUAGAACGGAGGAAGACAGUUAUGCACACAUGGUUGUUGCAUCAUUUUUGAAAAGAAAUGCUAAACAUGUUUCAAUGUUGGAAGGUGGUUUUGUAGCAAUCCAUGAUUACUUUGGCCCUCAUAUGACAGACUGUUUAGAGGAACAUAAUCCAUCUACAUGUUUAGUUUGUGCUCCCAAUAAUAACAAUGAGGGAAUAGAAACUCAUCAGACUAAAAUAAAGGAAAAUAUACCAGCUAAACAAUUAUUCAGUAAAUUGUCAUCUGCUAUGAAAGCAAAAAGCCAGGAAGUGAAGGGUAAGCUAAUCGAGUACAUUGUAAAUCCUAAUUCAACAUACAACAAUGGAGAAUGGCAUGUAUCACCUGUAGACAGAAAAGGACAGAGAUACAGAAAUGUACCUCCAGUAUUCAGUAUUAACGAUGAGGAAGACGAUUCAAGAUCAGAUAGCUUAAGGCGAGAUUUGGCAGAUUCUGAUUCAUUAGAAGAAAUUGUUGAAGUGAAUUUGUUCCUUAAAGACCACAAUGUAGUUGACAACUUUCAAUGUCAAGAAGUUUUACUGAAUGGCUAUAUGCAUGAUUCCUAUCUGGUUGUGACUGAAACCCAUCUGAUUGUAUUACGUGACAUUCCAAAUAAAAGGGGCGCCGCAAAAGUUAUGUCUAGGAGACCCUUAUCUACAAUUGUCAAAAUCACUGCCAAAAAGAGACAUCCAGAACUUAUAACAUUUAAAUAUGGCAUACCAGAUGGUGAUAAUCUAUUGAUAAAAGACAUGGAUCGUUUCCUUAUUCCUAAUGCUUCUGUAGCUACCAAAGUAGUUUCCAAUCAAAUUGUUCAACAGCUGGAUAAUAAAGCUUAA